GUGGUCGUUGUGGUGGUGGUGGUUGUUGUGGUUGUUGUGGUUGUGGUUGUUGUGGUUGUGGUUGUUGUUGUGGUUGUGGUGGUUGUUGGGGUGCUUGCCCCAUGCACCGCUCCCACCCGUCCAUGCUGCCAUCCAGCAGUCGCCUGCUGCAGAAGCGAUGGGAUGAGACAAAUUACGGCGAGCACAGGCGGAAGGUCCUUUCUGCCAAGCCCGUGGUGGACACCAGCUCUCCCAGGACCUGCGGACAUCUCAACACGAGGAGCAAGAAGAUGCAGGCGCAGGAGGAGCGCGUGGCUGCCAUUGAGCACGAGAACCGGGCCCUGCUGGGCCGCAUGGCCCACAUCGCCGGCACGGGCGGGCGGCUGGACCACCGCAACUCCUACGUCGCCCGCAGCCUGAACGGCGAGCAGCGAGGCCGUGAGUUGGAGCGUCUGGCGCGAGAGAACCAAGCACUGCUGAUGAGGCUGCAGAAGUCGAAGCCAUCGUACAGCGCCCAGCAGUGGGAGCAGCAGUGGCUUCGCUCGCAGCAGAUCACCAGCAACAUCAGCCGCUUCCCUCGCGGUGGUGGUGGCGGCGGUGGCGGUGGUGGGUGUGCGCAGAGCCUGGCACAAGCGCCGCGGUGA
Molecule: messenger RNA, 623 nt
Organism: Petromyzon marinus (sea lamprey)
Lineage: Eukaryota; Metazoa; Chordata; Hyperoartia; Petromyzontiformes; Petromyzontidae
Source: RefSeq, a predicted model, not a curated record